Molecule: messenger RNA, 213 nt
Organism: Bursaphelenchus xylophilus (pine wood nematode)
Lineage: Eukaryota; Metazoa; Nematoda; Chromadorea; Rhabditida; Aphelenchoididae
Source: the annotation of a GenBank genome assembly
AUGCCUUAUCCAGUCCCUCAUGUAAUCCGUACUGUUGUCCAGCAUCGCAUGUGUGAGCUCUCUGCGGAUCCUCAGAAUCAACACGCGCUCAUAAUUAUUGAGUCGGCGUUGAGACACAUAUGUGUCGAGCUGAUCAAGGAGCUGCAUGCAUUCAUUCAUCUGGUGCUCGCCACGCUGCAGACCACGAAUGUCCCGGAGGCGUUGAGAAGUUGA